This is a messenger RNA of Apiotrichum porosum, 1230 nucleotides long. RefSeq lists its product as uncharacterized. NCBI's taxonomy places the organism in Eukaryota, Fungi, Basidiomycota, Tremellomycetes, Trichosporonales, Trichosporonaceae. The coding region runs from base 1 to 1230 and encodes 409 amino acids. Gene Ontology annotation, molecular function: rRNA (uridine-N3-)-methyltransferase activity. Gene Ontology annotation, biological process: rRNA base methylation. Gene Ontology annotation, cellular component: cytoplasm. The record is from RefSeq and is a predicted model, not a curated record. The transcript has a single exon.
AUGGCGCGCGGAUCCCGUCUCCAGGCCUCGCUUGACCACGCAAAGUACGACGCCGCUGCGCGUGCUGCCGCUGCUAAGAAGGCAGCCAACGUCGCGGCCGCCGCCAAGGCCAAGGCGCGUCCCCGUUCAGCCGCUGAGAAGAAGGCCGACAAGAAGCGCAGGCAGGCUGCUGCCGAGAAGGAAAAGAUCCUUGCCGCUGCCCAGGCUGUGCGCAAGGCCAAGAGCUUGCAACGUGAGGUCGGCGGUGGCGAGGGAGAUGUGGACAUGAAGGACGGGGCCGACGAGGCCGAGGCGUUUGACAUGGCUGCGGCGGUCAAGAUUGCCUUUGCGUCCGACGCGACCAUCCCCAUCAAGGGCGACGACACCGUUCUCCUCCUUGGCGAGGCCAACUUUUCCUUUGCCGUCGCGCUGGUGUCUCGCGGCCACUCGGGCCACCUCAUCUGUGCCACGGCGUUUGACAGCCAGGCGGACACGUACGAAAAGUAUCCCGACGCCGAGGCCCACGUCGAGCUGCUGCGUUCCAAGAGUGUGCGUGUGGCAUUUGGCGUGGACGCCGGCGCGCUGGAAAAGUCACGCGAUGUCGGCAAGGGAAAGCGCUGGUCGAGGGCCAUCUUCAACUUUCCCCAUGUCGGAAAGGGCAUCACAGACCAGGACCGCAACGUGCGCGCCAACCAGGAGAUGCUCUUGCGGACGUUCAGGUCGGUCGCCAACGUCCUCACCGAGGGACCAUCCGCGUUCCCCAUCGUGAUCCAGAAGAAGGGCAAGAAGGGUGGUGCCAACAGGAAGAUGCCUGCGGUUAAGAAGCGGCCCGCACGCGCUGUCACCCCCGACGACGACGACGAGGUGGCACCGUCCAACCCAUUCGACGACGACGACGACGCGUACAAGGUGUCGUCUGCCAGCAUUGUUCCCGCCUCGUUCACCCCGCCCAACCGCGAAGGCUCGCUGUGCAUCACCCUGCUCUCCCAGUCCCCCUAUUCGCUCUGGGACCUCAAGUCGCUCGCGACCCGCCCGCCACCAGUGUGCCCCGGUACAGCGUCGGCAAAGUGUACCAAAUACCGCCUGCUGAGGAGUUUUGAAUUCGUCCCCGACGCGUGGCCUGGCUAUGCGCACCGCAGGACCAUUGGUUUCAAGGCUGGCGUGUCCAAGGCCGAGAACGAGGAGAUUGUCGGCAGGAUUGGAAAGGCCAGGACGUGGGAGUUUGCAAUUGCCCAGGAGGAUGACGAGUAG